This is a messenger RNA of Seriola dumerili (greater amberjack), 3194 nucleotides long. RefSeq names its product tweety family member 2 (gene ttyh2). Lineage: Eukaryota; Metazoa; Chordata; Actinopteri; Carangiformes; Carangidae. The record is from RefSeq and is a predicted model, not a curated record. The coding region runs from base 334 to 1938 and encodes 534 amino acids. Gene Ontology annotation, cellular component: plasma membrane. Gene Ontology annotation, molecular function: volume-sensitive chloride channel activity; intracellularly calcium-gated chloride channel activity. The transcript is spliced from 14 exons.
GCUGGUGACUGUGCUGUGCGCUCGGAGCAGCUGUCUGUCGGAUAGUAGCAGCGAGUCCACACGGAGACAUGGGCGCGCUGUGAUUAAUUCUUCUUUCCUGAGAAACCCUUUUGUCGGAUUUCACUUUGAAAACAACGCUACUGUCUCUGCGAGACUUCAGCCACGUUUUGUCUCAUGUGUGGCUGAGAGUGUGUUUCCAUAAACGAGCAUGCUUUUAUCACUGCCUUUGUUUGAUAUGAGACUGGAUUAGGAUCUCCGGCAGCGGACUAAACUGCCCGCUUUAGUAAAGAGAGGCUAAUUUAGGCUCUAGCCUAACUUUUUCUCGGGGCAGGGAUGUCUUCGGCUCGGGUGGAUUACAUUGCGCCCUGGUGGACUUACUGGCUUCACAAUUUUCCUCACAUCAACCUGAGGUUUCAGCCCAUUGACAACAGCUUCCAGCCUGAAGAGGAGAACUACCAGCAGUCUCUCAUUUUCCUGGGCUGUGUGGCGGCUGCAGGGCUCGGCCUCAACCUUCUCUGCCUGGCCAUUUACCUGAGCUGUUUGUGCUGCUGCCGCAAAGAUGAGGAGGAGGAGAGCAAGAAGCCAAACUCCUGCUGCGUCACCUGGUCCGCUGUUGCUGCAGGCCUCAUCACAUGCGUCGCAGUGGGUGUGGGUUUCUAUGGCAACAGUGAGACCAAUGAUGGUGUGUACCAGUUGACCUACUCCCUGUACAACGCCAAUCACACGCUGGGCGGUGUGGACAGUCUGGUUACUGGUACUAUGGGCAGCAUGAAGAGUGGUUUGCACCAGCACCUUGCAAGGCUGGAUGAGAUCUUCGCCACACGGGGUGACUAUGUGCAGACCCUGCAGUUCAUGCAGCAGAUGGCUGACAAUGUGAUCAAACAGCUGCUGGGCCUGCCUGACUGGGAGGAGGCCAAAGUGGACCUGGCAUCCAUCGCUGAUCAAACGGCAAACAUAGAGUACUACAGGUGGCUCACCUACCUGCUGCUCCUGAUCCUGGACCUGAUCAUCUGCCUGCUGGCCUGUCUGGGCCUGGCCAAGCAGUCUCGCUGGCUGCUAACCACGAUGAUGGUGUUUGGAGUGCUGACUCUCGUCCUGAGCUGGACGUCUCUGGGAGCUGACCUGGCCACUGCUGUGGGUACAAGUGAUUUCUGUGUGUCCCCUGACAAGUACCUCAUGAGCCAGACGAAGACUAUCAUCAGUGCUGAUAUUGUUCAUUACUACCUUUACUGCAACCAGACUCUCUCCAACCCCUUCCAGCAGCCUCUGACCAUCUUCCAGAGGUCCCUGACCACCAUGCAGAUCCAGAUCCAGAGUCUGCUUCAGUUUGCUGUACCUCUGUUCCCUACAGCUGAGAGAGACCUACUGGGUAUCCAGCAUUUGCUCAACUCGUCAGAGGCCAGUCUGCACCAGCUGACCGCCCUGCUGGACUGCAGGGGGCUCAAUAAGGAUUACCUGGACGCGAUGGUGGGGGUGUGCUAUGACGGGGUGGAGGGUGUGCUCUACCUCUGCCUCUUCUCCAUCCUUGCAGCCUGUGCCUUCACUGUCAUGCUGUGUGCCAUUCCCAGGGCAUGGAGACAAAUUGCCUGCAGGGAGCAAGAUUACGACGACAUCGACGAGGAGGACCCGUUCAACCCACGGGCGAGGAGGAUAGGCUCUCAGAACCCCAAUCACACCAACAUGCACAGCUUCUGCAGCUACAGCAGCAGCAUGGGCAGCCAGAACAGCUUGCACCCGCCCGCCCCUGCUGUCUCCAACGCCCCCAUGUCUGAGUACAUGAACCAGACCGCUCUGUUUGGGGGGAACCCACGGUACGAGAACGUGCCUCUGAUAGGACGAGGAUCUCCACCCCCUUCGUAUUCCCCCAGUAUGAGGGCCACCUAUCUGUCCAUGACCGAGGAACAGAGUAGACACUUUGGGAACGACUUCCAAGCAUAGACUUCUCUGUCUGCCCGAGGAGGGAAACAGCAUCUCACACACAAACGCACACACCUUCAACAAGAGAGGAGUGUGCGGCUAUUCCAAGCAUCACAAAGAACAGUGUGACAUCUAGUUUGUCCAGGACUCCAGCCUGUGUGGUCUCAGGACAAAUGAACCGUAUCUGUACUGUUCUCUAUGUGUGGUACACUCAUAAAUGAUUAAUCUCACUUUCCUGCCCCAAAUCCUUUUGUUGAAGAACUUAAUCUUAAUCCGCUGUGUUCCUCGGCUACCUGACACAAGUUUUGAAACAUGAACUGUAUAAACCAGCCUCACGCAUCGAGGGGGAAAAGGUGUGAUGACCGUCUGUGGGUACCUGAGUCCUUCAGGUUAAACACCGGUGAUAGAAGCAAUUUUGAGGGUUAACUUCUCACUGCAGUAAAACUAAGCAACAUGUUCCCAAUAAGAUAAGAAAAAAAAGACAAUUUAAAAUGAAUUGUCUCUUGUUUUGCAUCUACAGCCCUUCAAAGCUUUGAAAAGGAGAUGUGCAUCACUUCUGACAACUUACAUUCAGGUCUCCAAAGAGAAAAAAAAUGUGAACAUGACAGCUGAUGUAAACAUGCCAUAAUAUUUUCUAUGUGUUAUGCUUCAUGCUUGAUAUUUGUGAAGCACAACCCCUGCACUGGCAGCACACAGCAGGAGGUACUGCUGAGAUAUAUAAUUUAUUUACAUUCAUACACAGACACACCUGUGAGUGAAGCUUUAUGUUUCUGAAUCUCUGGAGACGUGACGUUGAGACCACGACUUCUGUAAAUAAGUUGUACAAUAACAGACUGUUGUCUUAUUCUGAUUUGAUUUUUGUUUAAACAAUGUGCCAUUUUUUUAUAUAUUUUUUCUAGUUUUUUGUGGCAAUGUCACAUAGGAUCACUCUUCUUUUGUAUUUUCUAAAGGGCCAUUAAUUCAUAUUGUCUGCAUAUCUAAUUCAACUAAUACAAUAAAGUUGUAAUUUCUGCCGUAAUUUGGGAAGCUGUGCUGCUCUAACUAGAAUUAAUGAGAAUUUUCAGGUAACUAUUUUCAUCAAAACAACCUAUCCAAACAGUUUGGACUGACUAACAGUGGUUUUCCGUAGGGAUUUAAUACAUGCAGUGUCAUUUAUUAAUACUGAUUUUGUUAAGUGUCGUUUCUUUCAGCAUGUUACACCACAGGCACUGAGAGUGGUGCUUAAUUUUGUGUGUGACCUCAGACUGUGGGGUCUAAUUGUGAGUUGAAUAAACCAG